GCAGAAACAGUAAUUGUGCAUGUGCCAGGUUUGACGUCUGCGAGAAGUCCUGCUAAUGACAGCCACAGUUCUGAAGGCAGAGAGAGUGAACAAGCAGGUGUGCAGGGGUGUGGAGAAAAGGAAUUGCCUACCGUCAAACCCAAACAUUUUACCAAACUCUGUUCGCCCACAAACAGGGAACAAUAGUGCAAUUUGAUUGGUCAGUAGCCCAUCAAUCAAAAAGUGACAUCAGAAAUUUGACCGUUCAUGCAUAAUCUGACAUCUGGAACACAACAGUAUCAAAAUACAGUGGAACCCUGUUCAUCCGGUCACCAACAGCCCAAAAGAAUCUGGCUGAUUAAUGAGUGGCUUUAUUAAAGGGGUCUUUAAAUAAGAAAAUGACUGACUGGGCUUUUGUUCAGGUGAGAAUAAAGUGGCCAUACAUGUAAUAACAAGGUGGCUGUAUUAACUGGGUGGCCUUAAGGCGAGGUUCCACUGUAUAGCUGAGUCUGAGGAAGCAUUCAAAAUUCUUCUGUUCAGGAAACGGUGAAAGAUCUAUAGCAAAAUGGCAAACACAUUGAUCUAAAACUGGAGCAAGAAGAUGCCAUUAAGAGUUAAGUCUGUGGACAGGAUGUCCUUGCAAUCUUACCAACUGGUUUUUGUAAAAGUGCCAUCUAUCAAAUACUCUAACUGGGUUAAACUGGACGGUGAACGCCUUGUCGAUAAAUCAGUAAUGAUGUAUAAGAUAUGGUUCCAGACUAUCUGAGUUCACACUGUGUCUUCCGUUCUGAUACCUUAUCCUAAUUCAAGAGAUAGUGACUGUUUGCUUGCCAUUCCACAGCCCCACACUAAUUAUUGUAAAAGAAGUCUGUCCUACAGCAGAGCUGUACUGUGGAAUAGUUUACCCUAACUUGGAUAUUCAUCAGUCACCCUCUCUUGAUGAAUUUAAAUCUAAGUUGAAGAAUUAUGAUUUUGCUGGUAAUCUUAUGUAAGUUUUAUAAUUUUGCUUUUAUACACGGCUUCCUUGUAAAGCAGGGUUUUUUUUUUUAUCAUUUCUCUUAUUGCAGUACAUGUGAGUGAUUUAUUAGUUACUACAGUAUUGGUAUUCUAUUGUGCCGCCCGGCCACCAAGCGAAAAUUGGGUAGCAAAAUUGAACGUUAAAGAUAUAUGGAUUCCACUGUAUUCGAAGUAUUUUUGUUUACUUGUACAUACAGUCUACAUGCGCAUACAGUUAACCCCACAUCUAUGUGUAGCUUUGAAUACAAACCAAAUGGGGUGAGCUGUACCAUUUACAAGGCUCAUGUUAACUGGCCAAAUGAAGCAAUAGAUAAUAAACACAAAGCCUUGAACCCUACGACCAAAAGAGAUGCAGAAAAAAUAGAGGUUUUAAAGUGAUGUAGAUCAAGUGAAUCCAACUUUUAAAAGACUUUCAUUGACUUAAAUAUUUUCAGUUUUUUUGUUUUUUUGUAAAUUCGAGUAUUGGUUUAUAGUUUCCUUUAAAAAUAAUAUUGUGGCUCCCAAAAUCCCAGAGACUUUCCAGUGGGGUAGGUAGGGAUCCACACUGUCAGUGACUACAUGUACAUGUAGAUAUGUUGGGCUAAAUUAUCUAGAACCAGGCCAUGUUGUUUUUUCUGACCUACAAUCAACAUUAUAUUCAGAACCAUUUCAUUUCUACUGUUCAUCACAUAUAUAAUUAUUGUCCUUAGGGGAGCUUGUUUUAAAUCAAGGUAUUUUUUUCUUGGAACUUUGAGGUCCCUCAUUCACAGGAUUGAAAAUGUGGCUGUUAAAAUAUUUGUACAAUGUAAAUAUGCGACAUUAAAAUGGUCAAUGCUAGAAACCCUGUAGUUUUUGCUUUACUGAUGAUUAGACCUGUCCUGCAUUCCACUUCAGAACCUACAAAUGAUUAUACGGUAGACAUUUUCAUACAUAUGCUGUGUUUUUGUCCACCUUUGUUGAAAUGCGGGAAAGGUCUAUGGGUUCUUUCUGAAACAACUACAACAGUUACUGUAUUUUCUUUCGUCACAGAAUUUCCUGAAAGAAAUAGAAAAUAUGUUCUCUGUGUUUCUAUUAAGCCACAGAAUCACUUGUGAAAGUUUGGGAGAACUUGGAAAAGCUGUGGGAACACUUGCCUGCCGAAUUGUGUUGCAACAGCAUUUCUUGUUCUCCCAAACAUUCUCUUGUGUUUCUAUAGCUUUAUAGAAACACAGUACAUGUUAAUUCUAUUUCUUGAAUGGCAUCGUGUUGCGUGCACACAAAAAAAUGUGAUAAUCAGUCUGCAAGUGCCAAUACAUGUAUGUCAUAUUCAAUGGCUACAUGCACAACUGAUAUAGUAUCUCACUAGUCACUGGUAUUUUUUUUCUAAAUGCUGCUUUUUUUCUCCUCCUUUUCUUCUGGCUUAAGACUAAAAACUGUUUUGAGAUGCUUACUUUCAUCGAACAAUUCAGCUGUCUGGUGGCAGAAUAUUUUCUGCUGAAGAUUUGAUGUAUCCGUCAAGUGGGAGAGGAAAAUGACCAAUUAAUGUGAAUGAGGGUUGACAAGAAUUUUGUUUUUGCUCUUGUUUGAACAUUAGCAUUUUUGCCAUCGUUGCCUCUAGAAUUUAAUCUGCUAACUCUUCCCACGAGUCUGAGUUUUUUAGCUCACUUGUGGGAUAUAUAAGUUAUGUCAACUCUCAGGUUCUCUUAGUUCAGUCGACGGAUGGGGUACAGUUGACAAAAAAUGAAGUUUGAAUUUCUCAUUUAGAUCUUCAGCCACAAAAACACUCUCCUCAACUUGUGGUGUUAUUUGCCGGGGCUCAUAUAGGUGUUGGAGAAUCAAAAUGUGUUUAAGUUGAUUUCAAACUUUGUUGUACAUCAGUCACUUACAUAAGUAACAAGUCAGAUUAGUUUUUAGAAAAUAGACUGGAUGUACGAUAUUUUUCAAAGGAAAUUGGAGAGACUAAGUAGCAGGGAAUGGGAUGAGCGACAUACGUAAUUAUAUUGCGUUGUUUUGUGGUCAUUAUCAGCUGUUCAUCAGCCGCACCCUAUCCUUGAAACUAUCAAAGCCUCUCCCAGCUUUUAAGACACUUGAGAAUGUUAAGGGGUUGAUUGAAAUAUUUAUCAUAGAAGAACAAGAAAUAACUAAGCCAUAGAAAAAAUUAGUUUAUUGCUUAAAACAUUGGGAAGGUUCAUCCAGUAUAAUUUUCUGAGUCGCGGCUUGCAUGACAGAGAAAUAAGCUUUCCAGCUUGAGCAAUAUAAUUAAACAUUUUUAACGUGACUAGAUACUGACUAAUGGCAGCUAAACGCUUAGGAUAUCAAGACUGAUAUGCGUGCAUAGAAAGUCCGUGGCGCAAUACCAAUAAGCCUGGCAGCUUCGUGGUUUAUAUUUAAUCUUAAGCACAGGCCUAUCUAUUUCCUCACCUUUGUCGUCUUCAACGUGAUAUUGGCCUUUUCAGGAAGCACUGUUAAUUGAUCUGCUUUUGAUAUAGAGGCUCUGCGCCACAGCUCUCAGUAAACCUUUUUGUAGGCUUCUAAUAAUAUCUUGUUGAAGAACUCAUGUAUUAUACUGCCAAGACUGCUACCUGUCUAGAUAACUGUUUGUGUAAGAAGUUAUAGGUUACAGAAUAGUUGUUUUACUGGUCAAAUUGAGAGUGAUCCAGGUCCAGCUUGUUUGAUCUUACAUGCAUGGUCAAGAUGACAAAACUGAUUCCCCCAGGCUUAUGCAGCUACUACAAUCCCACACCCCUCCCAUGCCCAUAAGUCAAACUACCCGGGGAGACAUGCCAAGUGAUGCAAGACGUGCCAGUGAUGAUGAAGAGUCUCACAACGGAACAAGAAGUUCUGCUUUUGUUGUCCACCCAGCUGAGGUGCAUCCUAGCAUGAGUGAACCAGCCACAAGGUCAACAGGCAUGCAUAGCAGGCCUGUGCAGACAGGACCAGUUUGUACAACCCCAGGUUUGUGUCAGGCUGGAGGAGAGUUAAGGCUGGCUCACCUCAAUGGGAAGUCUGUGAAAGUCUCUGAAGGGUUUGUGCUUGUUGGAGCUAAAUCUCCCAUGCUGCCAGGAAUGAUGCUGGUGGCAGAAGUGGACAGACGAUUCCUGCCAGAUGAGAAGAACAAUGCCACAAUGCUUGGAUUCAGUGGAAACUGCAUUGGCUGUGGGGCCAAGGGAUUCAGAUACUUCACAGAGUUUUCAAGUCAUAUUAAUCUGAAGCUUGCCACGCAGCCCAAGAAACAGAAGCAUUUGAAGUACUACAUCAUCAUUGAGCCCAGUGGUAGACUACACAAAGGACCAGCUAUCCCGUGGAAAGGUAAGUUAAGUCAGAGAUUGCAUACUUUGGGGGUACAGUGGAACCCCACCUUAUGGCCACCCCAUUAAUACAGCCACCUUGUUAUUUUCGCCACUUUAUUCUGGCCUGAACAAAACCUCAGUCAGUCAUUUUCUUAUUUAAAGAACCCCUUUAAUGCCGUCUCCUGUGGCUUGUUGGUGACCCAGAUUAAGGUGGUUCCACUGUGUUGGCUUAUCAGACCAGUGCUUACCUGUACUUUCCAUAGUAUGAAGGGACCAGGAGUAUUUCUGUGUAUUUCUGUGUUCUGCCUACAUAGGAUGUUAGUCUAUUGCAGUGCUACCUCCUACGUUAACUUCCCUAGUACCCAUUUAUGUGCCUGGGUGGGGAAACUCAGAGAGGCAUUGUUGGUAAGGUGAAGUCUGCGUCGGGCAAGUGACCAGUCCAUGCCGACAGAGCUUAUACCACGGUUACUGUGACACAAAGUGGCUAGGAGUAUUUCUACUCCCCCUGGAUGGGAUGCUAGUCCAUCACAGGGUUACCUCCAGCAUUAAUUUCAC
This is a messenger RNA of Orbicella faveolata, 4799 nucleotides long. Its product is annotated as GREB1-like protein. The record is from RefSeq and is a predicted model, not a curated record. Gene Ontology annotation, biological process: multicellular organism development. Lineage: Eukaryota; Metazoa; Cnidaria; Anthozoa; Scleractinia; Merulinidae.